Messenger RNA from Haliotis rubra (blacklip abalone), 976 nucleotides. Its product is annotated as integumentary mucin C.1-like. The coding region runs from base 63 to 770 and encodes 235 amino acids. The transcript has 4 exons. Lineage: Eukaryota; Metazoa; Mollusca; Gastropoda; Lepetellida; Haliotidae. Gene Ontology annotation, cellular component: extracellular region. The record is from RefSeq and is a predicted model, not a curated record. Gene Ontology annotation, molecular function: chitin binding.
UUCCCUGUCUAUGUACGACUCUGGUCUCUGUAUGAAAAAACACAGUUUCAAUACGUCCAAACAUGAAGUGCAUGGUGUCGUUGUUGCUGACGGUGAUGUACGUCGUGUGCUGCCAGCUCCAGGUAACGUUGGGUUCAGAUGUGUUCCUCGUGAAGGCUGUGUCGUCACAGAGAGUGUGUGACCGGCUGUGCGUCUACACGUCACAGUGCGAGGGGUAUCGUUGGGAUGCUGCUACCAGAACUUGUCACCUUCUUUCAACACAACCUUCAUCUACUGACUCCGGCUUCUCAAAACCUGAGCCUCACAAUGGACAAUGUGGACGGCGCCCGUGCGCCCCGACGGAGACGUGUGUUCCUAUUGAAGCAGCAACUGCAUACAUCUGUCUGGAGACGACGUUGCCGACUUUAUCUUCUGCUGCUCCAUCUACGUCAACUACAACUUCUGUGCCUGCUAGGACAACAACCACCAACACAUCUCCAAGCGUAACUACUACUUCCGUUCCGUCAUCUACAACCACCACCAAAACUACCACCACACCCACGACGUCGAGAAGUACCACGACAACGGUUGCGACCACGACACAAGCAUCCUGUGUCUCGGACUGCACUGGUCUGGGCAAUGGGAACUACCAGUCGUGUGAACGGUGCGACGGCUUCGUGGUAUGCACUAAUGGAAACAAAUACCACAGUCCAUGCCCCGCUGGUUUACUGUGGAAUGAUAACAAGAAAAACUGCCUGCAUCCUCCGUCAACUACCUGUUUCCUGAAUUAAAAGAACUUUUAAACGCCGAGUGGAACACAACACAGUCAGUUUUUACUCCAUGUACCCAACACCAAUCUCGAUUAUCAGCUGAAAUAUGUUCCCCAGGGAGUAACAACCAUCACUCAGACCCCUUGUAUUUUAGUAGCUAGAAGUGAGUGAGUUUACUUUUACGCCGCACUCAGCAAUAUUCCAGCUAUAUGGCUGCGGUCUCGAAA